UAUAUAUCUUCGAAAAGAGCCAACAUUGCACUGUGCUCCAGAUCGCAGCUGUAGGAUCUGCUGGUGUUGAGGCAAAGGCAUUGAGUUCGGGUACCACAGCCGACCUCUCAGCUCUGUGUCUCAGGUCUGGGUCUUGCAGCCGCAGGGCUCUCCCAUCCAAGGUUACACUGACCCAGCCCCCUGAAGAUCUCUGGAGACCAUGGCCAAGAAAAGAAUUGCUGUGAUUGGGGCAGGUGUGAGUGGGCUCACGUCUAUCAAGUGCUGCCUGGAAGAAGGCUUGGAGCCCCUCUGCUUUGAAAGGUCUCAUGACAUCGGAGGGCUGUGGCGGUUCCAGGAAGAACCUGAAGAAGGAAGGGCAAGUAUUUACAAGUCAGUGAUCAUCAACACUUCUAAGGAGAUGAUGUGCUUCAGUGACUAUCCCAUCCCAGAUCAUUAUCCUAACUUCAUGCACAACUCCCAGGUCCUGGAGUAUUUCAGGAUGUAUGCCAAAGAAUUUGACCUUCUAAAGUACAUUCGAUUUAAGACCAUUGUUUGCAGUGUGAAGAAGCAACCUGAUUUCCCCACUUCGGGUCAAUGGGAGGUGGUCACGGAAUCUGAAGGGAAAAAGGAGGUGUAUGUCUUCGAUGGAGUUAUGGUUUGCACUGGCCAUCACACCUAUGCUCACUUACCCUUGGAAAGCUUCCCUGGAAUUGAGAAGUUCAAAGGACAAUACUUCCAUAGUCGAGAUUAUAAGAAUCCAGACAGUUUCACUGGAAAGAGAGUCAUUAUAAUUGGCAUUGGGAAUUCUGGAGGGGACCUGGCAGUGGAAAUUAGCCACAGGGCCAAACAGGUUUUCCUCAGCACCAGAAGAGGGGCUUGGAUCAUCAAUCGUGUAGGAGACUAUGGAUAUCCUUUUGAUAUACUUUUGUCAUCUCGAUUUAAUCAUUUGCUGAAGAAGAUUACUGGUGAAUCAGCAACAAAUAGAUAUUUGGAAAAAAAGAUUAACCAAAGGUUUAAUCAUGAAAUGUUUGGCCUGAAGCCUAAACACAGAGCUCUCAGUCAGCAUCCAACAGUAAAUGAUGACCUGCCAAACCGUAUAAUUUCUGGCUUUGUGAAGGUAAAAACAAAUGUGAAGGAGUUCACAGAGACAGCAGCCAUAUUUGAGGACGGCUCCAGGGAGGAUGACAUUGAUGCUGUUAUCUUUGCUACAGGCUAUAGCUUUGCAUUUCCUUUUCUUGAAGAUUCUGUCCAAGUAGUCAAAAACAAGGUAUCCCUGUAUAAAAAGGUCUUCCCUCCUAACCUUGAAAAGCCAACUCUUGCAAUCAUAGGCUUGAUCCAGCCCUUGGGUGCCAUUAUGCCCAUUUCAGAGCUCCAAGGACGCUGGGCCACUCAAGUAUUUAAAGGGUUAAAGACAUUGCCCCCACAAAGUGAAAUGAUGACAGAAGUAACUAAAGUUCAAGAGGAUAUGGCAAAACAGUUUGUGGAAAGCCAACGCCAUACCAUUCAGGGAGACUAUAUAGGUACCAUGGAUGAACUUGCUGAUCUGGUGGGCGUCAAGCCCAAUCUUCUGUCCCUGGCCUUCACUGACCCCAAACUGGCAUUCCAAUUAUUUUGGGGACCCUGUACUCCAGUCCAGUAUCGUCUACAGGGUCCUGGAAAGUGGGAUGGAGCUCGAAAAGUGAUCCUCACCACACAAGAUCGUAUCAAGAAGCCACUAAUGACAAGAAUACCUGAAACCGAUAAUUCUAACACUUCCACAAUAACAAUGGCCAAGUUUGUGUUGGCUGUUGUUUUCUUUGCCGUGGUUGUGACCUAUCUGUAGCUGUUCCAUUGUCAUGGUCCCAGUUUUCUUUGAAAGCUGAAUCUACAGAUGCCUUUGGAGCCUGACAAGAUUGAACAACAUUCAAUGCCCAAAAAGAGAUAUUUCUUAUUGCCCAGAAGUCUACUUUUCUUUCUCUUUCCAAAGCUUUCAUUCUUUUUCCUCUUUUCCCUACAGUGAGAUCUCAGCAUUUCAUUUCUAUUGACUUACUUCCCUUACUCUUAUGACUCAUUACUUUUUCCUUCCAGUAAUUCCUGGACCAUGAGCUUAGAUACUCUUUUAGUCAUCUUUGUUUCUCCUUAGCAGAAUUCCUGGCAUGUGGCAGGUGCUUAAUAAAUGUGUGCUGUCAUUUAUCAAAUAUUAUGGUGGGGAACAUAAGCCAAUAUCUACAUAAGAAAUGGGUGACUCCAUGUAACUGUGCUUCUGACAGUAUUUUCUACUAGAAGCUGAAUCUUUUGUUGUUUUUAAUAUAUAACUAAAUGUAUUUUUCCUGAAAGAUAAGAGAAAAAAAUUGUCUUAUAACUGUUGUACACACCUAAGAUAAGAUAUAUAGAUACUUAAACAUUUUGUUUCACUAUGUAUUCACUAGUAUAUCUGAUACCUGGUCAUUUUUAUUCUUUUCCGCUAAGUAACACAUCUCUAUUUUUUCAAUGAGAACUACCUUCAACUAUCUAGGCUCAUGGAUCAUUCUAACAAUCUAGCAGCUGCCAACAGGCUCAACCUGACUGGAAAAACUGGGAUUUUAAAUUAGCGGUCCAGUCCUUUUUGAUCUCUCAGCUGUCAUGUUAGGAUACAAGACUUUAUCUUAGGAACUGUGAUAAGUAGCCAUCAACUGCUAUAGUAUGAUGCACAAAUGUGACUGGAUUUCCUCCCCCACCCCCAACUCCCACUGUCUCGCCUCCAUACCCUCCCACACACAGAAAGUCAAGGUAAUGCAAAGAGGUCAGUUAUGUAAUAAAUUAAAAUUGAUGAUAACUAAAUAUAGGGGGUGUUCUACUUUUAACAGUUAUGUCAGUAAUUGCAAGUUGUGAAAAACAAAGCAAAUGAAAUGAAAACCAGGGACUCCAGUUUAUGUCCAAGAGCUGCUAUUGAUUCUGUUUUCUCAUCUGUAGAAGUGUUGCUCUGUUUUUGUGCCUUAGAGAAGUUAGCUAAGUGUUAAUUGUUGGGCACACUGAAUUUCAUGAAGAAAGGUACUGGAUGUACCAAUCAGAUGUGUUCAUAAAGAUGCUGUUGUAUAAUACAUUUUGGGAUUACUGUCUAUUACUUAACAAAAGAAUAAGUUUGAACAACUGAAGAAACAACACUAGAAAUUAUUUUCUUUCCCAAUAUAAAUAAGAGAACCAGAAAUGUGAGAACUACAACUUCUUCUUAAUCAUAUAACUAUUAAUAUUUGUACAAUUCCCUGCUAUUUUGCCUGUGGAAAAACUUUUUGAGAAUGAUAAGGUCUUUUGCCUUCCAUAAUUCUUGUGAUACUUGGGAUUUAUCCUCUAUUAAAAUGGACCUAGUAUCUUUUUUUUUAAUUGGAGUACUUGCUUUACAAUGUUUUGUUAGUUUCUACUAUACGGCAAAGUGAAUCAGCUAUAUGUAUACAUAUAUCCCCUCUGUUUUUGGAUUUUCUUCCCCAUUUCCUCACCACAGAGCACUGAAUAGAAUUCCUUUUGCUAUACAGUAACUUCUCUAAAAUGGACCUAACGUUUUCUAAUCUGCAGACUAUUCUAGUGCAAGAGUAAAUGAAAAGCCACUUCUUUUUCAUUUCCUUCUUUUAACAUAUACAUUUUCCUCUUUUAGCAUGUAAGUUUGUUGAAUUAAUAGUCCUUUGACAGCAUAAUUCCUAGUUAUCAGUAAUAAAUACUCCACUUUUCUCUUUAAAUAAAAAGCAUGUAAUUCUAA
Messenger RNA from Bubalus bubalis (water buffalo), 3688 nucleotides. It is a transcript of the gene FMO5, whose product is annotated as flavin containing dimethylaniline monoxygenase 5. Gene Ontology annotation, molecular function: flavin adenine dinucleotide binding; N,N-dimethylaniline monooxygenase activity; NADP binding. Lineage: Eukaryota; Metazoa; Chordata; Mammalia; Artiodactyla; Bovidae. The record is from RefSeq and is a predicted model, not a curated record. The transcript is spliced from 9 exons. The coding region runs from base 200 to 1801 and encodes 533 amino acids.